This is a messenger RNA of Linum trigynum, 2673 nucleotides long. NCBI's taxonomy places the organism in Eukaryota, Viridiplantae, Streptophyta, Magnoliopsida, Malpighiales, Linaceae. The record is from the annotation of a GenBank genome assembly.
CAUGUAAUUAUAUAAUGAAGUUGAAGUUUUUCGAUGCUAUUCAAUUUCAUUGGUAUGUUUUUAAUGGUCUAACUUCAUGGUUGUACCAACUUUUGAUGUACUGUUUAUGUUCCAAUAUAUUCACUUUGGUAUGAUUAUUAGGGAUAUGCUAGGCGGUACUCACCAUUAGACCAAUUUAGCUUAAUGGUUGAAUCUACGGGUUAUCCCAAUAAUUCAAUAUUCGGCUCAGCUCCUCCGACCAACGGGUCGGGUUACAAGCUAGUUGCUUAAUAAAGACUCUUGUAAUUGUGUUAGCUGGAUUUUGUUUUUGUUUUUUUACCAAUCCAAUUUAACCCAGGUCAACGUCUAGAAUAGAUACUGUCUUCGGAGAUGUCUCCCAACUCCCAAGCAUUGAUCCUUUGACUUGUCUAAUUGGGGGGUUUCACUCUAUUUAAGCUUUGCCUGGAACUGAUAAACUAAACUAUGAGACAUUUGUGAGGGCAGGAAUUCGAGAGAGAGAGAGAGAGCUCCCAUUUCUGCCAAUUCACAUUCUCCCACGGUAAGCACAAGGUUGGAAAACAAUGCUUGAAUUCAUCUCUCUCACCUUCAUCUCGUCACUCCUAAUCUACAUCUUCAUCAUCUUCUUCUUCUUCAAAUCACAUCCAGCAACCAAAAACCCAUGUCCAGAAUCCCACCCUGUAAUCGGAAACGUCCUCAGUUUACUCCGGAACCUCCACCGGUUCCACGACUGGAUCACAGACAUGAUACGCCACACACCAUCCUUGUCCAUUCAAGUCAACUCCUUCCUCAACAUCUCCAAUGGCGUCUGCACUGCAAACCCGGACAACAUCCAGCACAUGCUCACCUCCCCAAACUUCUCCAACUACAUCAAGGGCUCUCGCUUCAGCGACAUCCUUGACGAACUCCUCGGCGACGGCAUCUUCAACGCCGACGGCCAGAUCUGGACCCUUCAGCGCAAGAUUGCCAGUCACGAGUUCUCCACCAACUCUCUCAGGCUAUUUGUCUCGGAAGUCGUGGAUUCUGAAAUCUCCGACAACUUGCUCCCUUUCCUGUCCCGAGCAGAGGAGGAAAACAGGGUACUCGAUCUUCAAUCAGCGUUGAAUAAAUUCGGGUUUAGGAGCAUUUGCAGAGUUGGGUUCGGUGUGGAUCCAGAAUCUUUCACCCGGAAUCUCGACUUCAUGGACGCCUUCGACUACGCCGUGGAGAAUUGCUUCCGGAGGAUCACCUCCCCUGCUCCUCUGUUCUGGAAGCUCAAGAGAUUUCUUAAUCUAGGGUCGGAGAAGCGAUUCCGAGAGUCUGUCAACACGAUCAACGAUUUCGCUCUGGGGGUGAUUGCAUCGAAAGAAGAAAGCGACAACCGGAACCAUCAGGACUUGUUAGCGAGAUUCAUGGUUUGGAGCUCGACCAUGGAGUUCGAGGACGAAAAACAGAGGCGCAAGUUUCUCAGAGACAUCGUGAUAAGCUUUGUACUGGCCGGGAAGGACAGCACUUCAACUGCUCUCACUUGGUUCUUCUGGCUCGUCGCCGGGAACCCACGUGUCGCAAACUCGAUCCACCGCGAACUGUCGUCUCUGCGUGGACAGAGCAGCAGAAGAUUCGGGUACGAGGAGUUGAAGGGGCUAGAUUACCUGCAUGCGGCUCUAUCCGAGUCGAUGCGGCUGUUCCCGCCGGUGCCGCUGAAUUCGAGAUUAGCGGUGGAGGAUGCGGUGUGGCCGGACGGAACCCAGGUGAGGAAAGGGUGGUUUGCCGACUACUCUGCUUACGCGGUUGGAAGGAUGGAGAAAGUGUGGGGGGCGGAUGUCCUGGAGUUUAAGCCGGAGAGAUGGCUGGAUGGUGAGGGAAGAUGCAAGCCGGUGGAUCCGUUCAGGUACCCUGUGUUCCACUGUGGCCCCCGAAUGUGUUUGGGGAAGGAGAUGGCUUAUAUGUAGAUGAAGGCGAUUGUGUCGGCGGUGAUGAUGGACUUCCAAGUGUUGCCCGUCGACGGAGGUGCGAGUCCAGAGAGGAUGAUGAACCCACCUUACGUGUUGUCGCUGCUUCUCAGGAUGAGAGGUGGGUUGCCCGUCGUGAUCAAGAGAAGGAGGACGAGGAACGGUAUUGGUAUGUAGCCAAUUUUUGCAGCAUGUUGGUGGUUUUAUUUGUAGCGCAACCAAACCAAGUAUCGACUAAGGCCACCAGUUACUAUGUUAAGCUAGAGACAACAGAUGAGUUUUAGAGAUGGAAAAACACGACUAACCAUGGAAAAACAGAGUUUUAGAGAUGGGGAGCUAAGGAACUCCUGGGAGCAGCCUGCACAUGUGUUUUUUUACUAUUGAUGACCAUAUUAUUGCUUAAGAAAAAUGCACAAAAAAAUUGUGUACAAAAACAUACAACAUCCAACCAUGAACUCCUUAUGUAUCUCUAGACAUGAGGUUGUGUAUCCAAGGAAGGAGACUAACUCCUGAAUCCCUUCAUGAAGUGUUCCUGCAAUUAUAUCAACUGAACAUGGCUCUAAUGGAGUAAAAUGGUUCAUCAUCUAUAUAUGUAUUCCUUUAAUUUAAAUGCAUUCAACCUUUCCAUUUCUCCUUAUAAGACUAAUCCAAUCUGUUGCAGACAUACCCAAGACCUUCUCAUCCAUGUAGUUCAUCCACACUACAUAGCAGCCACCUAUUUCUCUAUUAAAUUGAAAACAGAAUC